This is a messenger RNA of Ambispora gerdemannii, 208 nucleotides long. The record is from the annotation of a GenBank genome assembly. NCBI's taxonomy places the organism in Eukaryota, Fungi, Glomeromycota, Glomeromycetes, Archaeosporales, Ambisporaceae.
AAAACGAGGACGACCUCGUAAGGAAGAAACAAUGCGCAAUAAAGAAAGAAGAUGGACAGCGCAAGAAAAUAUGAUCUUGGUAGACAGUGUUCUUGAAGGUUUGGCACCUUCGUGGGCUGAAAUAUCUAAACGCAUUGAAACUCACGAUCCCAUAAAUUGCUUUCAUCGAUGGUCAUCUUUGAAAAGGCGAUUAUAUCGCGAUGAAUAA